Molecule: messenger RNA, 2391 nt
Organism: Serinus canaria (Common canary)
Lineage: Eukaryota; Metazoa; Chordata; Aves; Passeriformes; Fringillidae
Product: tubulin monoglycylase TTLL3-like
Exons: 13
Coding region: 1-2391 (796 amino acids)
Biological process (GO): cilium movement; protein polyglycylation; cilium assembly
Cellular component (GO): cilium
Molecular function (GO): protein-glycine ligase activity, initiating
Source: RefSeq, a predicted model, not a curated record
AUGGCAGGAUCCCCAGACUUGGCUGGGGACACGGGGACAGCGGGCUCAGGUAGGGCUGUCCUCACAGGGCAGGUGACAGCUGCCAACAUCGGCUACCGCGAUGGCCACCAGUACGCGGCUGAGUCGGAGCGGCUCAGGAAGGCCAGGCUGCGUGUGGAGAAGGCCAUUAAGGAGAAGAAGAUCUUCACAGUGCACGGCCCCUACCCCGUCAUCCGCCGGCUGCUGCGCGCCCGGGGCUGGGUGGAGAGGAAGCUGCCCCUCAAUGGCAGGCAGCUGAAGCACGGUGGAGGUGAUGAGCAGGGGGAGGCAGUGCUGAACCCGCCUGGUGGGGCACAGCCUUCCUUGGGCACCGCAGAGCCCCUGCAACACCCAUGUGGCACAGCACACGGUAAGGAGAACAAGGAGGAAAAGGAGGAUGAAGACAAGGAAGACAAGGAGCAGUGCAGCGAGGACUCGGAAGACAUCCAUGACCUCAUGUCCUUCCUAGUGCAGGACCAGGUGCCAAACUUCCUCUGGACCAUUCGCCUGAGCAGCGUUGACCAGGAGCUGCUGCCGAGGAUUGAGGUGGUGAACCGCUAUCCCCGGCUGGCCGCGCUUUGCACCAAGGAGGGACUGUGCCAAAGCCUGCAAAACUUGUCCUGGUUUGAGCAAGUCGACUUCAACACCUUUUUCCCCCGGUGCUACCGGCUGGGGUUCAAGGACGAGAAGGAAGCCUUCAUUGACGAUUUCUGCCUGACCGCAGCUCGCAGCCUACUCAAACUGGCCCUGCAGAAGGGCGGGGACAGGCCGGUGGGGACAGAGCAGCCCUCAAAACCCGACGAGGUGCCACGUCUGUGCUCCCCCCUGUAUUCCCUGCUGGUGGAGGAGGCCCUGGAGGUCUGUGAGCAGCACCUGGGAGUUCUAGGGCACCAGGACAUCGAUAGAAAGACCCCGUCGCCCUGCCGGACAUGCAUCAACUGGGACCGCUUCCUGCUGGAAUACUACCGUGUGGCACAUGAGGGGGCCGGGCUGGAGCUGGGCAGGGAGCAGCGGGAGCGGUGCCAGCACCUGCUGCAGCGCCUGGAGGAGAAGCUGCCGCAGCUCGGCAUAGAGGGCAACCUCAACAUCUGGAUCAUCAAGCCCAGUGCCAAAUCCCGCGGCAGGGGCAUCGUGUGCACGACGCGGCUGGAGGAGGUGCUGGAGCUGGUGCAGAGCUGUGCGAGCCCCCCGGAGGGAGUGUGCGAGUGGGUGGUACAGAAGUACGUGGAGCGGCCGCUGACCAUCUUCAACACCAAAUUCGACAUCCGGCAGUGGUUCGUGGUGACCGACUGGAAGCCACUGACUGCCUGGUUCUACCAAGACUGCUACCUGCGCUUCUGCUCCCGACCCUUCUCCCUGUGCCACCUGGAGCCUGCCAGGCACCUCUGCAACGUCUCCAUCCAGAAGCAGUACAAAACAUUGCAGCCGGACCCCCGUGUGCCCCCCGACAAGAUCUGGUCCAACAAGCAGUUCCAGGCCCACCUGGCAUGGCUGGGGCAGGCGAAUGCUUGGCAGCGAGUGAUGGUGCCCGGCAUGAAGGCGGCAAUCCUGAACGCCCUGCGCUGCGCCCGGGACCAAGUGGGCUCUCGCAAGGGCAGCUUUGAGCUCUUUGGGGCCGACUUUCUCAUCGGGGAGGACCUCCAGCCCUGGCUGCUGGAGAUCAACUCCUGCCCCACCAUGAGCCCCUCCUCGGUGGUGACGCGCCAGCUGUGCGCCAACGUCCAGCGGGACACGCUGCGCCUCGUGCUCGACCGCAAGGACAACCCCACCUGCUCCAUUGGUGCCUUUGAGCUCCUCUACAGGGAGGCAGCCGUGUCCUCAUGUCUGACUGUGGGGCUGAGGCUGAUGGUCACAGGCUGUUCCCUGAAGAAGGCCCAGCCAGCAAAGCAUCGAUCCCAGGACAAGUCCCCCACCACCAAGGUCCCCUGGUCCAGGGCAGCACAGGAAAAGCUGCCUCCUCCUCAGGGGCUGCGGGGCAGGAAGCUCAGUCCCCGAUCAAUAGCCGUCUCCCGGAUAGGUUGCCACCGCGCCAGGAAGCGCCCAGGAGGCCCAGGCGACCCCCAGGGCGCCAGGGAUUGCCACGGCUCAGUCAGCCGGGUGGGCAGCCCCAGGCUGCUCGGCCCCACAGAGUUCUGCCCCCGAUCAGCGCCCGUCCCCCGGUGCGGGGGCCUGUGCCACAGCCCCGGAGAGCGCCCAGCAGACCCUGGCGACCCCCGGGCUGUGCACCGGCCCCUGCAGGGUUUCCUGCCCGGCCAGCACGCCUGCCAGCACUGUAAGAGCACCGGGACCCCCAGCCCCCGCCGGGAACAGGAGAACACACCAGCUCCCCAGGGGAUGCAGAAGACCUGGGACAGAGACACCGCCACGAGGUGA